AGGUCCAGUAAGGAUCAUCUCUUAUUGAUCCAGUGUUACCACAGGAGGAAACCUAAACUAAACUAACUUUAUUUAUACUGGAUAGUUCUAUCAGUUCUAAACUGUUCUUCCUAGAGGUCCAGUAAGGAUCAUCUCUUAUUGAUCCAGUGUUACUACAGGAGGAAACCUAAACUAAACUAACUUUAUUUAUACUGGAUAACUCUAUCAGUUCUAAAUUGUUCUCUCUAGAGGUCCAGUAAGGAUCAUCUCUUAUUGAUCCAGUGUUACUACAGGAGGAAACCUAAACUAAACUAACUUUAUUUAUACUGGAUAGCUCUAUCAGUUCUAAACUGUUCUUCCUAGAGAUCCAGUAAGGAUCAUCUCUUAUUGAUCCAGUGUUACCACAGGAGGAAACCUAAACUAAACUAACUUUAUUUAUACUGGAUAGCUCUAUCAGUUCUAAACUGUUCUUCCUAGAGAUCCAGUAAGGAUCAUCUCUUAUUGAUCCAGUGUUACUACAGGAGGAAACCUAAACUAACUUUAUUUAUACUGGAUAACUCUAUCAGUUCUAAACUGUUCUCUCUAGAGAUCCAGUGUUACUAUACAGGAGGAAACCUCUUCCUAGAGGUCCAGUAAGGAUGUACGAUACGAUUUGUUGGUAUUACUUUGUUAUUUAGAGGUUGAAAAGAACGAAGACUUGCGCAUUGAGAUCAUGUUUGACCGUCUCAUGUUGACUGAUUUACGAGAAAAUGUGUCAAGACUGGAUGCUAGGUUGGGGUCAUUUUUAUCCAAGUGUUUUUUUACUAAUUAUUCAGUUCACUCGCCAUCGGGUUUUUCCGGAACGGUGUAUUUGGAAAAACAAACACUCGUUAGACUUCAAUUGCACUCGUUCUGCGGCUUCGGCCAUUUUGGUCGUCUUUGAAAAAUUCACUCAUGCACAGUUUUUCCAAAUUGAACUCGAACCAUAACUAUUACCUAUACUAAUUUGUGUUGUUCAUUAUAAGCAAGAAUAUUUUGUGAAUCUCCAGGGCAUUUGCUGAGAUAAAGAGCUACAAGGAUCCGCCAAAAUUAGUCCAUGACAUUCUCAAGACCGUCCUGGGAAUAUUUUCCAUCGAAGAAGAGGAGAAACUGGAUAAUUGGCCGACGUGCAAACAGUUUAUUAAUAAUGACUUAGUGAGAAUGAUCACACAAUACGAUCCUACUGCUGCUCAAGGAAUGGUGGAUGGCAAAAAAUUAUCGGAAAAUCUAGAAGGUAAACUAAACUAAAUUUGAUUUUUUUGUGUUGGUGUAAUGUACUCAGGUGAAUAUGAUGCUUGUGAUGUUACUCUGAGUGUAUAUCCACACCGGGCAAGCUGUAAUGAGUAGUAACAUCACAAGCAUCAUAUUCACCUGAGUACAUUACGCCAACACAAAAAAAAAUCAUGAUUAUUAGAUUACAUUGAUAUCGAAGGAACUAGAUUCUGUUCCGAAAUAUCACAUACUCGAGCCGACCAGACCGCGUAGCUCAGUUGGUAGAACAUUGGGCUAGUAUUCCAAAGGUCGUAGGUUCGAUUCCCACCGUAGUCAGGCAUAUUUUUUCAAGCUUGCCCGGUGUGGAUAUACACUCAGAGUAACAUCACGAGCAUUAAACUUCAUUUAUUUAUACUGGAUAGCUCUAAGGAGUAAGUUACGCCCGGUGUCAAGCGAAAUUCCUGACCUCUGCUAAAUACCUGACCUAGCGUGACGGGUCAGAAAUUUCGCGCGUACAGGCGCGAAAUACAUGACGCUUGCUAAAUUCUAAGUCGGCCAAAACUGUUUUUUAGAGUUUAGAUAAAAUAAUCAUGAUGUUAAUUUCUAAUACUUCGUUAAAUAUUUCAAAUCGACAUCGCUAAGUUUCAAUCACAAACACUUUAAAUUUCAAAGCGAAUUGUGUGGUCGUGACCGCGAAAUACACGACGUUUGCUAAAUACGGUCGGUCGAAACGAUUUUUAAGUCCAUAUGCGAUGUUACCAAAUGUUUCUAGCAUAGACAUCGCCAAAUCUAAACGGCCAACUCAUGAACUUCGAAUUCAUCGUUGCUGCUUACUAAAUAGUGAGAAGGUCAAACGCGAACGAUUUUUAGUGCUUAUAGUAUAGUAAUGCAUAUACGGCAUAACCUUUGAAACUGGAGUCUAUUUUAUAUCACUAAGAUCGCUUUUCGAGUGAUUUUUCCUUAUCUACGAUUCAAGGUUUAUUAUAACGUUCACAAUCAGUGGUAUAGUGUCAAUUCAGUUGAUCAAUUGUAGAAUUAAUGUUGGAAAAUUUAUGUAUAAAUAAAAUGGCUUUAUAAAUACACGUAUUGUCUGUUCAGUUGCGAAAUUUAUGAGCCAAAGUCAUUCAUGCGCAUCGUCUGCGCAUGGGCAGUUCUACAAUAGUCAGAUAUUUCGCAAGUCAGGAAUUUCGCGUCACACCGGAUGAAACGAGGAUGAGAGCGCAUGAGAGUUGGUAUGCGAUCUUGGUUAGCUGUUCUUAAUGCUUUCCCAACAUUAUCAUGUAUUCUAUUUAAGUUAAAACAUAGUUGGAACAUUCAUCACGCCUUUAUUUUGUUAACGGGCAUAUGACUCGAAAAUUGACGUUGUUAUUUUUUAGUCUAAUUUGAAAGAUCAUUGAAAACUGUAGAGUAACUUCUUUGACAGAUUUUUGUUUUCUUGCUUGAUUUUGGAGAUAUUUCAUUUUGUAUGAUAUGCAAAGGAACAACUUUCUACGUCACAUAUGCAUAACGACUUACUUUAAAAUGUUGUAUAAUUUUGUCACUAUCAAAUAAAUUCGCUCAAAAUGAAUGACGAGCACGAGAUUUGUCCACAACAUUUUCUACUGAUUGUGUUUAGUCGUAUUAAAGAUAUACAGCUGUUAGGGCUAAAUCAUUAUGCAUAUGUGACUUAGGAAGUUGGUGCUAUGCAUAUCAUACAAAAUGAAAUAUCUUCAAAGCGAAGCAAGAAAACAAAAAUCUAUCAAAGAAGUUACUCUACAGUUUUCAAUUAUCUUUCAAAUUAGACUAAAAAAUAACAACGUCAAUUUUCGAGUCAUAUACCCUUUAAUCUAGAGCUUGAAAUGCCCCCUAUACUCAUCCUCGUUUGAUGGUUACUCGCUCCAAUACUUGAGUUAGCCUGUAGCCCAGAAUUAAUCGAACUAAAUUUUGAAGUAUAAGUGUUGAAUUUGGAGUUAGCCUCUUAAUAGGCUAUGAGGUAGCAACGCUCCAUAUGCUAAUUAGUCGCUUUUGACAUCAUUCAAUAAACUCACUACUUUUUCCAUUAAAACUUAAAUUUUAUUCUUAAUUUUUAUUCGUCAGGAAUUUCACAUGGCUCUGUGAGCAAGCAAGGCUCGAUGCCUGCUCAAUACUUGUUCAAUUGGGCCUUCGUUUGUCUCUCUUUAAUCGAGCACACAGCCAAGAUGAAACAGAACGCCCGACAAAAACAAGGCCAAAGCCAAGGCCAACGAACGCCCCAAGGAACAGCGUCUCCGAGUGACAAUUCUACCGUGAGUCCCAGUGCCACUCAGUCGCCCGAUCCUGCCAAAGGGAAAAUGAAAACAAACAAUAGUAAUCCCAUUUUAUAA
Molecule: messenger RNA, 3551 nt
Organism: Paramuricea clavata
Lineage: Eukaryota; Metazoa; Cnidaria; Anthozoa; Malacalcyonacea; Plexauridae
Source: the annotation of a GenBank genome assembly